Messenger RNA from Lactuca sativa (garden lettuce), 1254 nucleotides. RefSeq names its product DUF241 domain protein (DUF241). Lineage: Eukaryota; Viridiplantae; Streptophyta; Magnoliopsida; Asterales; Asteraceae. The record is from RefSeq and is a predicted model, not a curated record. Gene Ontology annotation, biological process: shoot system development; root development.
UAGAGAGAGUAGUAACUGAAUUUGAAUCUAUUCACCCGUGAAAACAACUCAUCACAGGGACUACCGGCGGACACAUGCCAACCAGCUCCAACAACGCGGUUUUGACGCUAUAUAUACCCUUCAUUCCACUUCACAUUUCCAUCAGAAAAAAACCACCUUAAAUAAUUCAAUCCAGCAAUGAUGACACCAAAAAUGGUAGCACAUUUCAGGCGAUCUGUCUCGUUCUCUAACACCCCAUCACCGCCGCCACCGCCGCCUUCUUCCACCUACAGAACCACCGCAAAAAGGAUCCACUUCAGAUCCACCAGUUUGCCCACCAGAUCCCACCCUGUCCUCUAUCAACUCAAAUACCACCUAAACCAGCUCAAAUCCCAGUGGGGACCCGAAACUGUAUCGGAAUCAAUCAACUCUAGUCGGAUCACCGACGCGUUGAUCCGUUUACGCAUCAUCCUGGAGUCUCUCGACGACCUUCUUGAUCUAGCUCCAUCAAGAGACUCCCUGCGUCGCCACCCUGAGUGGGUGGAGAAGGUUCUUGAAGACUUUCUAGUGAUGGUGGAUGUUUAUGGAACUUUUCAGAUGCAAAUCUCAACGUUGAAACAAUGUAAUGUUGCAGCCCAGCUUGCGACAAGGAGGAAAGACGGGUUGAAAAUGGUGGUUUGCUUGAAGGGUUUGAAGAAAUCCGGUCGAGAAAUCUUCAAGCUCAUGCCAUUUCUCCAAACGAUCCGUGAGCGCCCGGCCGAUUUAACUCAGUUGGAUCCGAACCCGGAUCUUGAACUCGUUGAAGUGAUAAAAGGUGUGAUGGAAAUGAUUGUUGUGAUUUCAGAAGCUGUUUUUGGUGGGAUAUCGGCUUCAUUGGAAACCCGAAAAGCUUCAUGGAUGAUGGGAUUGAAAAAAUCAAAGAGGGAAAAAGGGAUUAAAGAAAUUGAAAAUGGGAUUUGGAGUUUGAGAAAUUAUAAAGAUGAGAUUUUGAAUAAGAAAAUGAUGAAAGAAAUGGAAGAAUGCAUAGAAGGGAUCGAGAGUGGGAGUGAAAAGGUGUUUAGGAGCUUGAUAAACACUAGGGUUUCGCUACUCAACGUACUUACACAAUAGAAUACAGUGCAACAAGAAACUUGAAGAAUUUGAUCAUAUGUAUAUUCUGGUUUUUGAUUUAUUUUACUUUCAAAAUGGUUUAAAAGAUUCUUUUAUUUUAUUUGAAUAAAUGUUAAACAAAUUGAGUUUAAGAUAUAAAGAUUUGGCGGCUACCGUUUCAUUUGA